Messenger RNA from Jaminaea rosea, 3155 nucleotides. Its product is annotated as endoplasmic reticulum calcium transporter. Lineage: Eukaryota; Fungi; Basidiomycota; Exobasidiomycetes; Microstromatales. Gene Ontology annotation, molecular function: P-type calcium transporter activity; ATP hydrolysis activity; ATP binding. Gene Ontology annotation, cellular component: membrane. The record is from RefSeq and is a predicted model, not a curated record. Gene Ontology annotation, biological process: calcium ion transmembrane transport; intracellular calcium ion homeostasis. Bases 42 to 3077 code for a protein of 1011 amino acids. The transcript is spliced from 2 exons.
CCUCACCUCGUCUUGACCAUCAUCAACUAGCACUAGUAGCGAUGGACGACGCGUGGACCGACUCUGCAAAGGGAGUCUGCCACACGCUCCAGGUCGAUGCCUCAGUGGGCCUGCGCUCGAGCGAUGUGGCUGCCCGCAGAGAAAAGUACGGACGCAAUGAGCUGCCGGAAGCUCCUCCGACACCGCUUUGGCAGCUCAUCCUCGACCAGUUCAAGGACCAGCUCGUCCUUAUCCUCCUAGCGUCAGCAGUCAUCUCCUUUGUUCUCGCCUUGCUCGAAGAGAAUGAGUCGCUGGGAACGGCCCUCGUGGAACCUGCCGUCAUCUUUCUCAUCCUCAUCGCAAACGCCACUGUCGGCGUCGUCCAGGAGCGCAACGCAGACCAGGCAAUCGAUGCUUUGCGCGAGUACUCGCCAGAUACCUGCACAGUGCUUCGCGAUGGUACCUCUUCGAAGGUCACCGCCCAAGAGCUCGUGCCGGGAGACAUCAUCUAUGUCAACGUUGGCGACAAGGUGCCCGCUGACUGCCGUCUGGUAGCCAUCAACUCGAGCUCAUUCCGAGUCGACCAGGCCAUCCUCACCGGAGAGUCAAUCGCAGUGAACAAGUCUCUCGACUCCGUCCCUGACCCGCGUGCAGUCAAGCAGGACAUGACCAACAUCCUCUUCUCCGGUACCACAAUCGUCAACGGAUCAGCGGUCGCAGUCGUCGUCCUCACGGGCAAGCAUACAGCCAUUGGUGGGAUUCACGCCGAGAUCAGCGAGGACAAUGACGACAAGACUCCUCUCAAGCAGAAACUCGAUGACUUUGGCGAGCUGCUGGCAAAGGUCAUCUCGGUCAUUUGCAUCCUCGUUUGGCUGAUCAACAUCCGCCACUUCUCUGACCCCUCGCACGGUGGGCUGGUCAAGGGGGCCAUCUACUACUUCAAAAUUGCAGUCGCCCUCGCCGUGGCUGCUAUCCCCGAGGGACUUGCUGCCGUCAUCACUGCCUGCCUAGCGCUGGGCACCAAGAAGAUGGCAAAGAAGAACGCGAUCGUACGACAUUUGCCUAGCGUUGAGACGUUGGGCAGCACGAACGUCAUCUGUUCAGACAAGACGGGAACUCUCACCACGAAUCAAAUGAGCGUCACGCGCUUCGCCGUCUUCGAGUCGCAGGGUCUGCUGAGCGACAUGGCCGAGUACCAGGUCGAGGGGACCAGCUUUGCGCCUACAGGCGAGGUACGCGACGCUUCAGGCAAGGCAGUCACGUCUCUCAACCAGAAGGGCUCCUCCGUCGACGCCUUGGCUCGCAUCUGCUCCGUCUGCAACGAUGCGGAUGUUUCUGUCGACGAGCAUGGCAACUAUGCUGCCAUUGGUCAGCCGACCGAGGCUGCGCUCAAGGUCCUCGUAGAGAAGCUGCAGCACAGCGAUUCGAGCGUCAACGCCAAGCUGGACUCGCUGCAGCGCAAGGAGCGUGCCUCCGCAGUCAGCAAGGCUUACACUGCUGCCUCUCCUCGUCUCCUCACUCUCGAAUUCUCGCGCGAUCGCAAAUCAAUGUCCACGCUCAUCAACAAUGGAUCAGGAAAGGGCCUCCUCCUCGUCAAGGGCGCCCCCGAGUCGGUCGUUGAGCGCUGCAAGACCAUCUACACCGGCUCUUCCUCGGCGCCGGUACCCCUCGACUCGUCGCAUCGCUCCGCUAUCCUCUCCAAGGUGCAAGAUUACGGCAAGCAAGGGCUGCGCACCCUCGCUCUCGCCCAAGUAGACGAUCUCCCCACCGAUUCGGCCGCGUACCGCUCCAACUCCAGCGCAGACUACGUCCACUUCGAGCAGAACCUCUCCCUCGUCGGCCUCGUCGGUAUGAUGGACCCUCCUCGCCCGGAAGUCCCCGCAGCCAUCGCCCGCUGUAGGUCGGCCGGGAUCCGCGUCAUCGUCAUCACGGGUGACAACCAGCCCACAGCGGAGACCAUCUGUCGCCAUAUCGGCGUGCUCCCCUCUGACCCGUCUGCUGACUUGAGCAAGAUGAGCUUUACGGGACGAGACUUCGAAGCCAUGUCCGAGAGCGAGCAGCUGGAGGUCGUGAAGACCGCGCGCCUGUUCAGCCGUACCGAGCCCUCGCACAAGUCGCUGCUCGUCGAACUCCUUCAGAAACAAGGUCAGGUGGUGGCUAUGACCGGCGAUGGAGUGAACGAUGCGCCUGCGCUCAAGCGCGCAGAUAUCGGCAUUGCCAUGGGAACAGGGACCGAUGUCGCCAAGCUCGCGGCGGACAUGGUCUUGGCCGACGACAACUUUGCGACAAUUGAGACGGCGGUCGAGGAGGGCAGGAGCAUCUACAACAAUACGCAGAGCUUCAUCCGCUACCUCAUCUCGUCCAACAUCGGCGAAGUGGUCAGCAUUUUCCUCACCGUCCUCCUGGGUAUGCCCGAGGCGCUGAUCCCCGUCCAACUCCUCUGGGUCAACCUGGUCACGGACGGUCUUCCCGCCACGGCGCUCGGCUUCAAUCCGCCAGACCACGAAGUCAUGCGCCACCGUCCGCGCUCUCGCGAUGAGCCUUUGGUAGGCAAAUGGCUCUUCACCCGAUACAUGAUCGUGGGCACCUACGUCGGCGCAGCCACCGUGGCAGGGUAUGCCUGGUGGUUCAUGUACUACUCUGCCGGCCCGCAGAUCUCUUGGUAUCAGCUCACGCACUUCCACCAGUGCUCGACGCUGUUCCCUGAAGUGGGGUGCGCGAUGUUCUCCAAUGAGUUUGCGAAGAGGGCCACGACGAUGAGCUUGAGCAUUUUGGUCACCAUCGAGAUGGCCAAUGCGCUCAAUGCCAUCAGUGAGGUUGACAGCAUCUUCUUGCAGACGCCCUUCAAGAAUCCCUUCCUCAUCUUCGCCAUCGCCCUCUCUAUGGCACUGCACUUCGCCAUCCUCUAUGUUCCGUGGUUGCGCGACUUGUUCGUCAUCACGCCCCUCAACUGGGCAGAGUGGAAGGCUGUCUUGGCCUUCUCUGCCCCGGUCAUUGUAUUGGAUGAGGCGUGCAAAUUUGUCACGAGGAACUUUGUAAGCCCGCCGGAGGAUAGUUUGGUUGAGGGACAAGAAGAGAAGAAAGGCAAAGGACAAUGAGGGGUUAGAGGAGGCGGGAUGGAGGAAGAAGCAGGAAGGUAAGGCGCGAGAGUGUGUGCUCUUCGCCUCUUGUGCGGU